Messenger RNA from Akanthomyces muscarius, 2778 nucleotides. RefSeq lists its product as uncharacterized. Gene Ontology annotation, molecular function: protein binding. Lineage: Eukaryota; Fungi; Ascomycota; Sordariomycetes; Hypocreales; Cordycipitaceae. The coding region runs from base 1 to 2778 and encodes 925 amino acids. The transcript has a single exon. The record is from RefSeq and is a predicted model, not a curated record.
AUGUCGGCUUCAGCCGCCAUUGCGCCUCUUCAUGUUUUAUCAGAUUCGAGAAUCGAAGGUUCUCAGAUGGACAAGGCGCGGUCGCAGUGCCUUCAACUUUGCAGCGACGUGACCGUUGCAUACGACAGUAUUGCGGAGAAAAUGUCGGAUUACACCACUUUGGCCACUCAUUUACCUCGCGGGUUCAUUUCGCUCGCCAAUGAGGUACUAGGUGCCUGUAGUGAGCUCUCCUCCAUUUAUACUGGCCUCUCCGACGCUUCGUCGCCGAGCCAGAUCCUGCCUGGUGACGUUACUGCGGUCGUCGAGAAGAAGUUGCGAGGCGCUCAAGGACACAUGAAGGCCCUCGACCAAGCGGUGACCAAGCUCCUUGACCACGAACGCAAUGGUGGCGUAAGUCGCCUGCGUCGCAAGUUCGGUAAAAUGUUCCCAAGCGACCACGUCGAGAAGUUGAGGCUGGAGGCGACCAAGAUGCGCGAAGACCUUAAGGUUGGCUCUCUCCUGUUGCAGUGGAAGCUGGGCUCGACCUGCAUAGAAAGGGAACCCGGCAUAGGCUGUGUUAGUCUCGCCGCCGCCAUACAAACCGUCACUGGCCAGCCACCGAAGGGUCGCGGACACGUUGCAAGCUCGGGAGUCGAUGGCUCGGCGUACCGCGCAGUAGCUGUUGUUCCAGAGGAGCAACGUGGCGUUCUCCAUCAUCGCCAGACCCCUUUGACAAACCUUCCUUCCAGCACCGUCGACACAGACAAAGGUUCUUCGGCUGGCCACAGCUUUCUCAACGGCCAUAGCGGUACCACUUUUGCGAGCAACGACAACGGCUCCGCGGCGAGGUUUACGAUGGACUCGACCGGAAGCUCGAACGAUGGACGCGACCGAUAUAAUGAGAAGCUACGAACGACCAUGGAAUUGGAUAAGUCAGACGAAACAAUUGAGUAUGCAAUCGAUUCUUUGGUUGGCGAUAUCAAAUCCCUCGAGCUUGACAGUGCCAAAGUCGUGCACAUGGACAGCGUACCUUCGGCUAUGCCUCACAGUCAGCCGCGGACUAUGGCAGAUCGUGACAAGCCCAACAUCGGCGCGCUCCUCGUCUCAGCUAUACGUGCCGGCGAUUACAGGGCUUUGUAUCAGCUUCUCGACCGGGGAGCUUCGCCUGACACUGGCGCUGAGAUACAUGCUCUUAACGAGGCCAUAGCUAGCCAGGAUAGUGAGAGCGCCCGCCUGCUUCUUUUGUACGGUGCCAGCCCCAACGCAUUAGACAUUGAGGGCCAAAGUCCGUUGGCGAUUGCCGCAGGUAAAUCCAGUCUUAGGAUUACCAUUGCUUUGCUCAAGUACGGGGCCAAUCCAGACGCCGUGACAAGAGGAACUCACUCGCCAUUGGCCAUUGCCGUCUCGUCUGGUAACUUGCGGGUUACUCAUGCUCUUCUCAUGUACGGCGCAAAUCCAAAUCAGAUGACACUUAGCGGCAACACUCUUCUGAUUGAGUCGAUUGGCGGGAGAUCAUCAAAAAUGCUCACUGACUUGCUGCUCAACUACGGGGCGGCCCCCAACGAGAAGAGCCGCGAGGGAAAGACGGCGCUGUUUGAGGCCAUUACUAAUGGGAGAGCCGAUAUUUUGGACAGCUUGAUUCAGCACGGGGCGGAUCCGAACUUACCUGGCCCAAAGCACAUGCUGUGGCCAGCGAUACACCAUCCAGAGUGCUUGCGAAUCUUGCUAGCCAAGGCCGCCGACCACAAGAAGGCGCCUGGCAUAAUGGAGUUGGCCACGAGCAUCAACAGUGUCGAGUCGAUUGGUAUUCUUCUCAAGGCGGGAGUGGACCCCAAUGCGAAGAAAGACGGCGUUUACACGCCGCUGUGCACCGCAAUCCGCGAUAACCGCGCCGACAUCCUCGAGCUGCUGCUCCGCAACGGAGCGGACCCUAACAUCCCAGCGAGCGAGUAUCCAGCGUUCAAAUGCAUCACGCACCAUCGCGAGCACUUUUUGCCGGCGCUCGUUAAAGCAGGCGUCAAACUCGAUAAGCCCAAGGGCAUUGCCGAGACUGCGGUGGCGAUGAAGAAUACCAAAGUCCUCGACUGGCUGUUGAAAAGCGGCGUCGACCCCAACGACAGGUGCUCCACGGGCCGCACGCCACUUACAACAGCCAUUCGAGAGAACAAUAUUGAGAUGGUUGACAUGCUACUGGCGCACGGCGCGAAUCCGAAUAUUCGCGGCCAAGACUGGCCAGUGUGCAUGGCCGUGCGGCACCCGCCAGUUCUUGAACGAAUCUUGUCUGCACUUCAGGAACCGCGCGCCUUCAAGGGCGUAAUGGAAAUGGCUGUCGAGGCCAAUCAGCUUUCGUCAGUCAAGCUGCUGCGUGCCGCCGGCGUGUCGGUAGAGGACCGCAACGGCGGCGUCUUUUCUCCGCUUACGACGGCAAUCCGCGAGCGCCGCACUGAAAUCGUCGCCUACCUCAUCGGCGAGGGCGGCGCUGAUGUCAAUGCACCAGGCGAGCACUUGCCCCUCGUCAAAGCCCUGCGACGUUGCCAUACCGAACACACUGAAAUUAUCGACAUGCUGCUUGAGAAGGGCGCUGAUCCCAACAAGAUGUACCGCGGGUGGAACGGCAUCAUGCAGGCCCUAGAAAAUGGUGACCUGGAUAUGCUCAAAAAGCUGGCCACGAAGACUGGUGUCGACAUCGAGGUUCGGGACGAGCUCGGCCGCACUGUCACAGAGAUAGCGCUGUCGCGUAGGUGGGAGGAAGCCGUGAACAUCCUGCUGUCGAGCGGGCCUGGGGAACACCGUGAGUGA